CGAUAUUUGUAGUCCACCCCUCGCGAAAACUGUUGGGCAUGUCGGUGUCUGGCGGAAAACCCCCCAAAAUCGGCCACAGCGACUGUCUGUCCUACCUGCAGAGCCUGGGAGAUGUCCUGCCGGAGGACGCCGCCCUGCAGCUGGCCCACCGAAUCCGGGCGGAGGAGGAGGAGGCGGAGGCUAUGCAGGGAGACACGUGCGGCGGCGCCAACCAAGCCGCCCUGAACGUCAGCUUCCGUGUGUACUACCACAUAGUGCACAAGUAUGAUCUGGAGGACACGCACUUCAGGGAUCUUCCCGAGAGGUUGUCUUGCGAACGGCCUAGUGCUUUUCUCAUGCUCCAGUCCGUGCUGCUCACUGACCACUGGAAGCAACUGGAUGCUGACCGACUAGAGGACAAGUGCACGACUGCCAUAAUCGAGGCGCUGAGAAGGAACAGCCCCAGCUUGAUGGCCGUGCUCAAGGCGACCAAUCUCUUGGUGAAGAAGUUUCCCCGAUUAGAGCUUCUGACUCUGCGAUUGGAGCAUUUCUACCACUGCCUGCAGCGCCAAAACCAAACAGGAUCCCGGGAGGAAGCGCUGACCCUGUACAAUCACUGCUGCAAGCAGCAGGAACGAGCCUUUUCCUACUUCCGGUUGAUCAGCGAGUUCUGGCCAUGGACGAAUCGCAACAAGUACUACCUGCUCAGCGGCAUCCUCAACUCGCACCCGUUGCCCGAGCUCCUGGCAACCACUAAUCAGAGUGAGGCGGAGUUUUUCAACGGUCUGCGCCUCAGCCUGAGCUACAAGGGUUUGAGAGCAGCCAGCCAGUAUCCGGUGAAGAGCCUGAGCAACCAGCGUUCCCCAGCCCUACUCGCAGCCAGUGUGGAGCUGUUGGUGAGCGGCAGCGUUGCCGAGAUCCAGAACUUCCAUUCGCAAUGGUUUCUCCGCAUCCAGCAGCGUGAUGUGUUGUUCGAGCUGCUCCAGGCCAACCCGCAGAUCGUCGAGUUUUUGGCCUGCUCCGAGGAGGUGAGAUCGCCGCCGGAUCAGUUGCGCCUUAUCCUGAUCUUCAGCAUGUUCGCGAAGGAGAUCUAUACCGCCUCCAAGCUUCAUUUCUUCAAGAUCAGCACUGAGCUGCUGACAAACUGCAGUCAAUUGGAAACCGAGGCCCAGCUGCUAGUGUUUCGCUUUCUGGUCGACAACCUGGCCAACUUUGCGGUCGAGGACUGUCUGGAGUUCUUUCACAGCUUCAUCGAUCGACAUCGCGGCGUCGAGAGUUCGGAGUUUCGGAACACGAUGCUGGGCAAGAUGCCUACGAUCAUCAACCACACGGCCAAGCAUUUUCACAGGGCGCUCAAGACAGGAGGCAAUGGCCUGUCGGUGAACAUCCAGCGGUUCUUCUCGCACUUGCAGGAACUUAUCGAGCGCGACAUCAAAAGCGAGGUCUACCAGCCCAAGAUCUUUGCCCUCAAGUUGCUGGAGAUUUUGAACAGGUCUUUGUACGCCGAAAACGUAGCGAAGAAUGCCAAGAUGUGCAGCACCCAGCAGAACCAACGAAUGGGCGCGUUCCUUUUGGAUCUUGGCGUCUUCCGGCCCCAGGUGGUGGCCAAGCAGCUGUUUGACUCUCUUAACGAUCCCCAGGGCUUCGACGAUGCCUUGGAGUUGACGGUCUCCCUGUUGAUUCAGUUGGGGCAGGUGGAUAGCGUGCUGUGUGUGGAGCGCUGCCUCAGCCUGUGUGUCACCUCCGACGUGGAUGAAUGUUCACUGGUGUCCCUCUAUGCUCAGUUGGCCGUGGUAAAUGAGGAUUCAGGCAAAAAAUUGUUUUACGAAUGUCUAAAGAGGUUAAAGGAAAAAGAGCAAUCAUAUAUGGAGGAUCCUCUGCUGGCGGCCAAGGCUGGAGGGCAUCUCUUUGGCUACCUCCGUGGACUAGACGAGGUGGUGCGGGCAGGAGUCCCUGGAGUGGAGACGCCUCUGGAGGACUUGCUGCCCUUGCUGGAGCGCAUUCUUAGUGGCAUCUUGAAGUUUCUCAAUUUGGCCAAUGCCCGACGGCAGGAUGAUAAGGCUGCCACCGCAGCCAGCUUCCAGGACAUGGACGAAAGUCUGCAUUUGCUAGUCAGCGAGAGUUCUUUUAACUUCGGAGAAGGUUCAGAGGCGUGCCGGAAGUAUUUGCUGAUGAGUUUCUGGCUAACUUUAAAGGGCUGUUGUGAUCUAGCCACCAGCAUUGGCUGUUCCCUGCUUCAAGCUACUACUGCCACUGCGAAAACGGAGGCCCUACGCCGCUGCCUGGGCAUCAACGUGUCGGUAUUGACGCUAUGCAGGCACAAGGGUGCUAUUGAGGCUGCUGGCCUUAGCAUAGGCAGGCUCACCCGUGGAAUUACCAGCAGUUUGGAGGGCAACGAUGCCGGCUUCCAGAUGCUCCACGAUUGCCUGGAGCGAGAGCUGCUGACAGAGAGCCGGCAGGUGAGCACUACGAGGCGUGGAGCUGGCUUUGCCAUUAUGUUCCUACACGUCCUCAAGAACGACAAUCCGCGGCAGCGUUUGAUCCUGCACCGCGCAGUGCAGCAAAUACUCAAGAGGCUAAACGAUGUGCGUCCGAAUACGCCCCUGGAAAGCAGUAAUCACGAUCGCUGGGAGGCCCUGGUGCUGCACUAUCUCUGCGUUUUGGUACGCGACACGGAACUAAGGCCGGCGAUGAGCAAGUACUACAAUGAGAUUCUCUUGAUGGCCAUGGAGCACAUCGACAACGCCGAGUGGACCAUCUCAAACGCGGCGCUUCAGCUGUUUGGCGCCAGUCUAGGCAAGCUGGUCGGUCAGCGACAGGCCACGGAGUUUGAGACGCGUCCCAAGUGGGAACCCAGCGAAUUGGACUACGAUGAGCUGGGCUGCCUCUUGCCCAAAGCCUGCGAACACAUGCUGGAAUGCUGUGACCGUCAGGAGGUUACCUCAUCGAUUAUCCUGUUCCUGGCCUUUCUCUCCAAGGUGGAGCACCUGCGCACCUCGGACGGCAGAGAUCCUAGUCCCUUGUUACUUCGUUUUCGUCGCCUAAGCUGGCGGCUGCUCCGCCAUAAAUGUGACCAAGUGCGUCAAUUGGCCGCCACCUGCUUUGUUCGCUCGCACGAGUUUCGCUGCGAUCUGCCAGCGGUGCUGCUGGCCAGCGCCAAGCUGGCAGUCCGUCUCGACGAGGAGAACUUUUACGAGGGACUGAUCUACGCCCUGACAUCGGGUGUGCAGAAGCUCCGUCACGAAGCACGGCAUGUUUGGGGCGAGGAACGUCUGGCGAGGUUCUUCGCGGAGCUACUAACAUCACUGGAUGUGACAGAGGAGCGAGUGAGUCGCUUCAAACCAUACACCCGAAACGUGCUAAAGGAACUGCUAAAGAUGCUGGGUGGUGCCGAUAAGGCCUCCCUGGCGGAGACACUUGACUCACAUUAGCAAAAUGUAGUUUUUAUCUAAUCUAACCUAGAAUUAAGCCAAAAAUGUAGCAGUCUUUCAGCUUUUACAACUA
Messenger RNA from Drosophila kikkawai, 3483 nucleotides. RefSeq lists its product as uncharacterized. The record is from RefSeq and is a predicted model, not a curated record. Lineage: Eukaryota; Metazoa; Arthropoda; Insecta; Diptera; Drosophilidae. Gene Ontology annotation, biological process: tRNA methylation. Gene Ontology annotation, cellular component: cytosol.